AUACACUAGGGGAUGUUUUUCUUUAAGAUUUUAAAAGUAGCAUAAUUUGAAAGGGGUAUAAAAUGGUAGACAUACGAUUGGCAUCAGAAGUGCCACUCUUUGAUAUCGUUGCCGAUUCUGCUGAGCCCAAACAUCUCGUCACGCCUGGCUCCUUGAUCACGAAAGAAACUGGGUUCAUGAGAGGGCAUGGUACAUACAUGCAAGAUGAUUGCCUAUAUGCCAGUGUUGCUGGCGUAGUUGAGAGAGUUAACCAGCUCAUUUCAGUGAGGCCAUUAAAGUCUCGAUACCAUGGAGAGAUAGGAGAUGUGGUUAUUGGAAGGAUUACCGAAGUUUCACAAAAACGAUGGAAGCUGGACACUAAUGCAAGAUUAGAUUCUGUGCUUUUACUUCAGUCUGUCAACUUGCCUGGUGGUGAACUGAGAAGAAGAUCAGCAGAAGAUGAAUUAUCAAUGAGGCAGUAUUUAAAAGAAGGUGAUUUAGUCAGUGCAGAGGUUCAAAAUAUCUUUAAUGAUGGAGCACUUUCUUUGCACACAAGAAGUAUGAAAUAUGGAAAGCUUUCUCAAGGAUGUUUGGUAAAAGUGAGCCCAUCACUAAUACGGCGGCAGAAAACACAUUUCCACAACUUACCUUGUGGCGCAAGCAUAAUCAUGGGCAAUAACGGGUUCGUUUGGAUCUGCCCUACGCUCCAUGAAGAUGCUGCUGGUGGAUUCGUUCAAAAUCUGGAGACAGUACCACACGCCGACCGACAAGCCAUAAGCCGCUUAAGAAAUUGCGUAACAGCUUUGGCGCAGUGCAAGAUGAUGAUCUACGAUACUAGCAUUAUGCACGCUUACGACGCCUCCAUAAAUGCUGGGUUUGAGAUCAAAGAUCUCCUUCUACCCGACAAAAUAACAGAAAUUGCUAUGAUGGUUCGGAAACAGUUUGAAAUGGAAAAAGAAUAAUUGUAUGAUUUCAGAUUAAACAUUGGUGAUUCAGUUUA
Daphnia carinata is the source of this 979-nucleotide messenger RNA. RefSeq names its product exosome complex component RRP4-like (gene Rrp4). NCBI's taxonomy places the organism in Eukaryota, Metazoa, Arthropoda, Branchiopoda, Diplostraca, Daphniidae. Gene Ontology annotation, molecular function: RNA binding. The coding region runs from base 63 to 941 and encodes 292 amino acids. The transcript has 6 exons. Gene Ontology annotation, cellular component: nuclear exosome (RNase complex); cytoplasmic exosome (RNase complex). The record is from RefSeq and is a predicted model, not a curated record. Gene Ontology annotation, biological process: nuclear polyadenylation-dependent rRNA catabolic process; exonucleolytic trimming to generate mature 3'-end of 5.8S rRNA from tricistronic rRNA transcript (SSU-rRNA, 5.8S rRNA, LSU-rRNA); poly(A)-dependent snoRNA 3'-end processing.